CCAGGUUGUUCAUAUCUACGAAGCUAUCAAACGAUGGCUCUUCGUUCACCGUCGCUCCUCUUCAUCUUCUCUCUGGCCUUCUCGUUCAUCGCAUUUUCACAUCCAAAACCCUUUAUAGUACUCCACGGCAUAAAUAGUGAUUGCUCCAGCCAUGGAGUUUCCAACAAUCGUGGAGAAAUUGACCAACUUCUCUGGUGUUGAAGGACAUUGCAUAGAGGCAGGCAAUGGAGUUUCUGAUUCAUGGUUGAUGCCCAUGCACAGACAGGUCGAGAUUGUUUGUCAGAAGGUCAAGGAAAUGAACAUAUUGCGUGAGGGAUACAACAUUGUUGGGCUCUCCCAGGGCAAUAUAAUUGCUCGUGGUGUUAUAGAAUUUUGUGAUGGGGGUCCUCCGGUUAACAAUUACAUCUCUUUGGCAGGCCCCCAUGCCGGUCUUGCCUCAGUUCCUGAAUGCGGCUCAGAUGCCCUAUGCAUUAUUGUAGGCCAACUGCUCAAAUUAGCGGUUUACAGUGACCUUGUUCAAGAACACUUGGCUCCUAGCGGUUAUCUUAAAAUACCAAAUGCAAUCCAUGAUUACUUGGAGAAAUGCAGGUUUCUUCCUGUGCUUAACAAUGAACACCCAGAUACCAGGAAUUCCACUUACAAGGAAAGACUGAGUAGCUUGGAGAACUUGGUGCUUAUCAUGUUUGAGAAUGACACAGUAUUAAUACCAAAGGAAACUUCCUGGUUUGGAUAUUAUCCCGAUGGAUGCUUCGAGCCGGUUUUAUCUCCAAAUCAGACAAAACUUUAUAGAGAGGACUGGAUUGGGCUGAGAAGCAUGGACGAAGGUGGGAAGGUCAAAUUCGUAAGUGUAGGGGGAGAUCAUCUGGAAAUGUCAGAUGGAGAUAUGCACAAAUAUGUAGUGCCUUACUUGAAGGAGCAUGCCGUUGCCUCCCGGAAGCCGGGACCCUGACUUCGACCAACUUGUUCGGGAGCCUCUAGGCCAUGCCUGAUUUAUUGUUAAACCCUCUUGAUUUAACCAAUGAAAUUAUGUUUUGUCAGUCAAAAAACUAUACUUGUCCUCUUAAAAUAUAAAAUAUUUUUCACAUAA
Messenger RNA from Prosopis cineraria, 1087 nucleotides. RefSeq lists its product as uncharacterized. Gene Ontology annotation, molecular function: palmitoyl hydrolase activity; thiolester hydrolase activity. The transcript has 12 exons. Gene Ontology annotation, cellular component: intracellular membrane-bounded organelle. Lineage: Eukaryota; Viridiplantae; Streptophyta; Magnoliopsida; Fabales; Fabaceae. Bases 152 to 949 code for a protein of 265 amino acids. The record is from RefSeq and is a predicted model, not a curated record.